GGAUCGGAUAAGCUCUAAUGAAAUGAAGCAAUUGCGCGUCUCCUUCUCCUUCCCUUUCUCCGCUUCUCACACGGCUGCGGCCGCCGCUGCUCCGGCUGUCGUGAAAGUGGUCCUUUCGGACGGCACGGUCCACGAGUCUGACGACUCGUCGACCGUGGCCGAGCUGAUGCUGGACCACCCACGUGAGGUGGUGGUCGAAUUCGACUCCCAGAUGAUGAGAAGCCACAGGCAUCGCCCUGUUCCGCUUCCAGCUGAUAAGAAGCUGGAAGCGCACAGGGUGUACAUGAUGCUUCCCCUGAAGCGGGGGAAGCCACUUUCUCUGGCUUCAGAGGAAGCGCGCCGCGUCCUUCUCAACGCGAGCGCGCUUCUGAAGCAGCAGUCGUCUUCGUCGCCGUACAAGUUCGUGCCUCUGUUUGCACGGGCGUGUACGGCUGGCUCCAUUGGAGGACACCGCGAGGGGAACUUCGUCAAGUUGGUGAAGAAGGAAACGAGUUGUGACGAGCAAGUGAUGAAGGUUGUGAAGAUGACGGAUUGUAAGCGUCUCGCGUCGUUUUUCGAGGAGGAGGAUGACGAGGAGGAGGAUGAAGAGAACAAGGUGCCGGAGUAUUUGAGCCGGCAAUUGUCCGGUAAAGGGUGGAAGCCUACUCUGGAUACGAUUAAGGAGAAGAAGAUCGAGCAGCAGAAGCUUCCGCAUUGGUUGUUUUGAACUUUUGCCUUUGCUAGAAUAUUUGGGUGUAACGUGAAAUGUGACUGUUGGAGGAGGUUUGUGACACUUUUUUACUUUCAUAUAGGUGGAUAGUGAUAAGUUGUUUUUUCUUAAUUUGUCUCUUUAGUUGUUUGUAAUGUGCUCAUGUAUGUUCUUUUUGCAUGCGUGUCGAUUACGGUUAGCUUAAAUAGUGGCGUUGUCGAGAUUUCGUUUAAAUGAGCUUGUUGUAAAAAAAAUAUAUAUAAGUAAACGUGAUAACUUUUUUACAAUAUGACCUAUUUUCGUAUUCUAAGAAUGUCUAAAAUAGUAAACUACAUUCUCAUCCAAACUCUAAAGGGUAUCACCUCAGUGUAUCCAUGAAAAAAAUCAUUGUUCAUUCAAUUUCGAAGUGCGUUAUUCACAUGUUUCAUUAUGACAAAUGAUCUUUCAAAACUUAUACUGAUUGCUGGUAGCAACAACGAUAAUUUCAUAAGUUAAUACAUACACCCGUGAAACGUAAUGACUUAGAGCUAUAACAUCUUGCUUUGUUCUUCAUUCAAAACUAAUCGAGUUUCAUAAUGCAGUGGUACAGGAAUUAUUAUAGGAUUUAAAGUUGGAAAAAAAAAACAAGUAAUAUGUGCCUUGCAAACCAUACCUUUCUAUAAACAAAUAGAAGAUUUGUUAACAAUGUGUUAAUUGGUGGAUUUGUGAUCAUGAUUCCCCACCUGAAAAUCCUACACUCCCAACCAACGCUACAGUUCCCUCUUUUAUGAAUCCAAGUAUUCAACCAUCAUGGCAUUUUAUAUACAACAAAAACAGACUGAUCUCAAUUAUACCAAGUAUUUUACAAUCAAGAUCUCCAACAAUUUUCUCUCUAAAUAUAUCCUCUUAAUUUCAAAAUUUUCAUAAACAAGUCAUUCCCGUUAGUUUGGUGUUACUUCAUUGUUAAAUUGGAUUUCAAAUGAUGAAAAUACCCCUCCCUUCUACUAAAACUUUCUUCUUGAAUAAGUACACCUCAAGUAAAGAUUUUUUGUUCUAAAACAAGUCCCUCGGCUUCAUUUUUUUCUAACCAAGUCUCCAUUAGCCUAUUUUCAGUUCACUUCAACAUAGAUUUAAAAUGAUAAUACUAUCCAUCCCGUUCAAUUAUAUAAUUAAGUAACUGAAUUUCCAAGCUUCACGUCAGCAAAGAAAUCCAUACGUAUGAUUUUGAUACUAAAUGUUGCUUAAACGAAACGUUUCUAAAUCAUUACGAAUCAUGUCGAUAACAUAGUUGAAGAGAGUUACAAAAUCAAAGCCAAGGAGUAUGUUGAGGAAACAAAUUGAAGUUUAAGGACUCGAUUAGAAAAAAAAUUCCACGCAAAAGCGGGUUUCGCAUCCACUUUAAUAGUGGAGUAACAACAAACUAAAAUAGAGGACAAUGGUUAGGGGUGGAAAAUGAGGUCAAGGAACAUGUUUAGGGAAGAGUAUUUGUUGGGAACCUUGGUUGGGAAAUAUUCAAAGUUGAGAUACCGGUUUCUUCAUUAAUUCACAAAGAAGAAUAAUAUAAAAAAAUAUUUCACCUCCUUAUUACAAGAUUACCACAAUCGAAGGUGAUUGAGAUUAGCAUUUCACACUGGUGGGUGUUUAUACCCGUUUGACGAAGGUCAACUGAUCAACGAAACUAGGUAUGGUCUAUCGAACCCGCGGUCUCGUGAGAGUGUUGUGAUCCUACUAAAUAAGAUUAGAGGUG
Molecule: messenger RNA, 2414 nt
Organism: Linum trigynum
Lineage: Eukaryota; Viridiplantae; Streptophyta; Magnoliopsida; Malpighiales; Linaceae
Source: the annotation of a GenBank genome assembly